This is a messenger RNA of Daldinia decipiens, 2107 nucleotides long. Its product is annotated as glucose-6-phosphate 1-dehydrogenase. Gene Ontology annotation, molecular function: NADP binding; glucose-6-phosphate dehydrogenase activity. The coding region runs from base 229 to 1572 and encodes 447 amino acids. Gene Ontology annotation, biological process: pentose-phosphate shunt, oxidative branch; glucose metabolic process. Lineage: Eukaryota; Fungi; Ascomycota; Sordariomycetes; Xylariales; Hypoxylaceae. The transcript has 3 exons. The record is from RefSeq and is a predicted model, not a curated record. Gene Ontology annotation, cellular component: cytosol.
GAGAUCUUGCGAAGAAGAAGACGGUACGUAUAAUAAACAACUGUUUUACCACAGUUAAAGCUCCCCAGCUAAUUUAAGUAUCAUAGUACCCUGCCCUCUUUGGCCUUGUAAGUAUUUACAUCAAAUCCGACGUGCCCGGCGCGGCAGACUGAGAACUAACGCACUCGGAAGUACCGCAACCAAUUCCUCCCUAAAGAUGUUAAGAUUGUCGGAUAUGCGCGAACAAAGAUGGAGCACGAGGAAUACCUCAAGCGAGUCAAGUCAUAUAUCAAGACGCCUACCAAGGAUUUGGAGAAGCAAUUGGCAGAGUUCUGUGAGCACUGCAGUUACGUGUCUGGCCAAUACGACCAGGACGAGUCCUUCUUGAACCUCAAUGCUCACCUUGAGAAGCUGGAGGACGGUCGUCACGAAACACACCGUCUCUUUUACAUGGCCCUCCCACCUAGCGUAUUUACUAUCGUCUCUCAACACUUGAAGAGAUGUUGCUACCCUCCUAAGGGUAUCGCGCGAGUUAUCGUUGAGAAGCCCUUCGGAAAGGAUCUUGCCAGCUCGCGCGAGCUACAAAAGUCGUUGGAGCCUGACUGGAAGGAGGAUGAGUUGUUCCGUAUCGACCACUACCUCGGAAAAGAGAUGGUGAAGAACAUUCUAAUUCUUAGAUUCGGUAACGAAUUCUUCGGUGCUACCUGGAAUCGACACCACAUAGACAAUGUUCAGAUCACAUUCAAGGAACCUUUUGGUACAGAGGGUCGUGGCGGUUAUUUCGACGAGUUUGGAAUUAUCCGAGACGUCAUGCAGAACCAUCUGCUCCAGGUUUUAACGCUGUUGGCCAUGGAGCGACCUAUCUCUUUCUCGGCGGAGGAUAUUCGUGAUGAGAAGGUCCGUGUACUGCGAGGUAUCCCGGCUAUCGAGCCGAAGAACGUCAUUAUCGGCCAGUACGGAAAGUCACUCGACGGUAGCAAGCCUUCUUACAAGGAGGAUGAUACCGUUCCCAAAGAGUCGCGAUGCCCGACCUUCUGCGCCCUGGUUGCUUACAUCAAGAAUGAGAGGUGGGACGGCGUUCCGUUUAUUAUGAAGGCGGGCAAGGCCCUAAACGAGCAAAAGACGGAGAUUCGGAUUCAGUUCAAGGACGUUACUAGCGGUAUCUUCAAGGACAUUCCCCGAAACGAGCUCGUGAUGCGAAUCCAGCCGAACGAGAGUGUUUACAUUAAGAUGAACUCUAAACUGCCUGGUUUGAGCAUGCAGACGGUUGUCACAGAACUCGAUUUGACAUACCGACGACGGUUCUCAGACCUCAAGAUUCCCGAGGCGUACGAGUCGCUGAUUCUAGACGCGCUCAAGGGUGACCACUCCAACUUUGUCAGAGAUGACGAGCUUGAUGCUAGCUGGAGGAUCUUCACCCCCCUGCUACACUACCUUGAUGACAACAAGGAGAUCGUCCCGAUGGAAUACCCCUAUGGCUCGCGAGGACCGGCGGUCCUUGAUGACUUUACAUCGUCAUACGGGUACAAGUUUAGCGAUGCUACAGGUUACCAGUGGCCGAUGACAUCUGCCGCGCCCCCUAACAAGUUGUAAGUAGAUAUCGGCAUGGCGUUUCAGCGAUAGAUUUUGGGCAGUCUUGUAGACUUCCAUAGAGCAAGCAAACCCACUGAUAUAUUCCCCCGAUAGUUAAUUGUUAGUCUUGCAUCGGCGGUAUCCGUCGUGUGCGAUGUUGAUUAGACUACUGGUAAGGGGCGCAUGAGAAUGUCAAGCUUGGGGCGCAGAACGAAAAAUGUGAUCUCCUUUCGACGUGGGAUCCUCGGAUAGGGGGUGCGGGACUAUUAAUAAGGUCUGCACCGAUAUUUCCAUAGAAAGCAACGUUAAGCUCUAGUUUAAGUAGCUUUUAAGUAGUGAUUAGUUUUUGUCUUAUAAUAUGAAGAGCCUCCUAGAUAUUGUACAGGCUGGCCGGAAUCAUUUAUUCCACUAAGACUUGUAGCAGAUGCGUCGUGAGGAUUGCGGGGAUCCAUUGCUGUAGGCUGUAAGCUGUAAGCUGGUAGACAUUGAUAUAAAUGCCAAGGCUAGAGAGUAUGGCUCAUAGUGAUAUAUCUUGGACAAUAAAGAUAAAUGUCGG